This is a messenger RNA of Endocarpon pusillum Z07020, 1212 nucleotides long. RefSeq lists its product as uncharacterized. The coding region runs from base 1 to 1212 and encodes 403 amino acids. Lineage: Eukaryota; Fungi; Ascomycota; Eurotiomycetes; Verrucariales; Verrucariaceae. The transcript has 2 exons. The record is from RefSeq and is a predicted model, not a curated record.
AUGGCUAGGAGGAUGCGUGUCCAAUAUGUAUGGAUAGAUGCCCUCUGCAUUAUCCGAGAUUCGAAAGAGACUGGGAGAACGACAGCUCAGAUGGUAUCCCUACACUCUAAUGCUUACUGCACCAUCGCUGCUUCAUCCUCAGCGGAUGGUACAGGCGGCUGUCACGUGGAUCCAGACUCUGGACCGUAUGGUCCUGUAAUUCUCUCCAUUUCGGACACGGAUGGAGACCGCCGUAUAACCAUUCAGAAAGUCCGCGUCUUCUGCUCAACUGAAAACCCAGUCGUAAACAUUUUACAACAGGAUCCCCUCAACGGUCGAGCUUGGACCUUCCAAGAGCGCGAGCUCUCAAACCGAGUAAUGCACGUUUCACAAGAUUCCAUCCGCUGGGAGUGUCGAACUCUGAAAGCGAGCCUGCAGUUCCCGUGGCAAGAUCCGAACGCGUUCAACGCCCGCACAGUCCAAUCUCAGACAAGGGAUCGCUAUCUCGCCGGCGUCUGGCACUCCAACCAGAUCCACUGCCUCUGCUGGUCUAGUGGCCGGCAUCCGACCGGCAGAUCUCCCAUCUUCAAGCCGGACAACCCCUCACCAGUCCACCACAGCCGACCUUCCGAGUACCUCGCCCCCUCCUGGUCCUGGGCCAGCAUCAAAGGCCGAGUCCGCUACGAGUGGUGGAUCUUCCACGCCCUAGACCCCGACCACCCAACGCCGCGAGCAGAGGUGUUCAUCCCGCGAACCCUCGACGCAACCACCAUCCCCGUGGGACUCGACGAGUACGGCCAGCUCAAAGAAGGCUGCUUUAUCCGAUUAGCCGGAAAGAUGAAGCCAGCCUUCACCCGCGGCGAAGGCUUCCAGCGCCAGGACUGCCAAGGUCUCUACGAUGUCCAGGAGGCCCAGACCCGCGAGAUCGGCAUGAUCAAGUAUGAUAUCCCUUCAGACGCGCCGCAGGGAGUGGUCAGGGCGGUCUUUUGCUUGUGCGUGCUUCCCCGCGCGGAACGUGAUGGUGAUUCGGUCGGGCUGGCGCUGGUACCGACGGGGAGGUUGGAUGAGUUCACAAGGGUUGGACUGGUCUCCGCGGUCCAGCUGGCUUGGCACAAGAGGGUGCGGUCGAGUGUCAGAUCAACAUCGUUUAGGUAUGUAAACGUAGGGGCUCACAAUCCUCAAAAGGCAACAUCAUCUUCUGACCCCCGGAGAUGGCCCCCGCCCCGCCUCUGA